GCUGCCACAACGCACAACCCUUCAGCUCUAGCCCUCCAUCUCCAACUCCCUCUCCCUCUCCAACCCCCUCUCCCUCUCCCUCUUCCCCUCCUCUCUCUCUGUCUAGGCGGCAUCACCAACAGCAGCAGAAGCAGGCGCAGCAACAGGCGCAGCAACAGGCGCAGCAACAGGCGCAGCAGCAGGCGCAGCAACAGGAGCAGCAACAGGCGCAGCAACAGGCGCAGCAACAGGAGCAGCGACAGGCGCAGCAACUGGCGCAGCAACAGGAGCAGCAACAGGCGCAGCAACAGGCGCAGCAACAGGCUCAGCAACAGGCGCAGCAACAGGAACAGCAACAGGCGCAGCAACAGGAGCAGCAACAGGAGCAGCAACAGGCGCAGCAACAGGCGCAGCAACAGGCUCAGCAACAGAUGGCGCAGCACAAGCAGCAGCCACUUGUGGCCCUUCCAAUGCUCCUGUAG
This is a messenger RNA of Closterium sp. Yama58-4, 461 nucleotides long. NCBI's taxonomy places the organism in Eukaryota, Viridiplantae, Streptophyta, Zygnematophyceae, Desmidiales, Closteriaceae. The record is from the annotation of a GenBank genome assembly.